UCUAAGUUGACAAAAAAGAGAUGAGUACAUCCCAUGAUUUUUCAAACAAUUAUGUUGUGCUAGUUCCUCAAGGGCUGAGUUUCUAUGAUCUCUUUAAAAUGCUAUGGAGCAAUGAGAUUGAUCAAAUGGGGUUUGUUCAUAGCCAAAAGGAUAGAGAAGAUUAUCUUCAAAACAGAUUGAUGGUUGUGCUUUUCUCUCUUCUCUUUCAAAAACUUCUUCUAUUGUUUAGCAAACUACUUGCCAAACUUGGCUCAAUGGUUGAGUUUUGCCUCAAUUUGGUCUCUUCUAAUGGUGGUCUUCUUAUGCUUCAAGGGAAGAUGGAAAUCCCAAAAGCAGAAUCAGAGAAGUUCAUGUCAUUCAUUGGACAAAUUGACAGAAGAGUUGAACUUGAUAGCAGCAUUAAGAGUGGAGAUUAUAGAUAUUUUUCUUCACUUACUGUUAUGGCCUCAAAGCUUUCCUAUGAGAAUCAUGCCUUUGUUAAAGUCACUGUCCAAGAUCAUUGGAAGAUGGAAUUGAUUGGAUUCUAUCAGUUUUGGAACGAUUUUCAAGAACAUCACACGACGAAUGCUUUCAUUCUUCGAGAUAAGAUAUCAAAUCCAAACAUUAUCGUUGUUGUCUUUAGAGGAACGAAAUUCUUUGAUGCAAAUGCAUGGUGUACAGAUGUUGACCUAUCCUGGUAUGAGUUUGAGGAGAUGGGUGCAAUCCAUGGUGGUUUUAUCAAAUCCCUUGGCUUGCAAAGGAAAACCGGUUGGCCCAAAGAUGUAAAGACCGACCCGGACAGACCGGUGGCUUAUUACUUCAUAAGAGAGAAACUAAAGGAGUUGCUACGGCUGAACCGGCGGGCCAAGUUCAUCAUCACCGGCCAUAGCUUAGGCGGUGCUCUUGCUGCUCUUUUUCCUGCUGUUCUUGCUUUACAUGAAGAAACAUGGCUUUUAAACAGGCUUCAUGGGAUCUACACUUAUGGGCAACCUAGAGUUGGUAAUGACAAGUUCAAAGAUUUCAUGGAAAAGGUGCUACAUAAACAUGGUUGUAGAUACUUCAGAUUUGUUUAUAGUAAUGACAUAGUGACAAGAUUGCCCACAAAUAAUCCAAAUUUCAUGUUCCAACACUUUGGUACCUGCCUCUACUUUAAUAGUUGCUACAAAGGAAAGGAAGUUGAAGAAGAGGCAGUUAAAAACUACUUUUCAUUUGGUGGACUGAUACAACAUUCUUUUGUUGCAUUAUGGGAGCUAAUAAGAAGCUUUUUGAUUCCUUACAUUGAAGGACCAGAGUACACAGAAACUUGGUUGUUGAAAGCAAUUAGACUUAUCAGUGUUGUAUUCCCAUUUAUAUUCCCAGGUCUAGUAGCUCACAAUAUGCAAGAUUAUGUCAAUCUAACUAGGUUGGGAUGUCAAUCUCUCUUUAUCAAUCUUCAAGAUAAUGUUAUCGUUGAAAGUUAUUAUUCGUCAGAUGAAGAUUCGUGUUACGACAUCGAACUUGAACAUGAAGAGGCAAUCUUUUAAAGUUUUACAUGUAACUUUGAUGAUACAUUCUUAUACGUUGUUUAACUACUUAUUGAGAAAGUAAUCAAAUAUAUUUGAAACUAUGUUAUUUAAGAGAAA
This is a messenger RNA of Cucumis sativus (cucumber), 1601 nucleotides long. RefSeq lists its product as uncharacterized. The transcript is spliced from 6 exons. Gene Ontology annotation, molecular function: triacylglycerol lipase activity. The record is from RefSeq and is a predicted model, not a curated record. NCBI's taxonomy places the organism in Eukaryota, Viridiplantae, Streptophyta, Magnoliopsida, Cucurbitales, Cucurbitaceae. Bases 21 to 1502 code for a protein of 493 amino acids. Gene Ontology annotation, biological process: lipid metabolic process.